Chilo suppressalis (striped riceborer) is the source of this 1001-nucleotide messenger RNA. NCBI's taxonomy places the organism in Eukaryota, Metazoa, Arthropoda, Insecta, Lepidoptera, Crambidae. The record is from the annotation of a GenBank genome assembly.
UGAGACUAGGGAUUUGAUGAAUCAUAGGUCCAUGAAAAGUGUUUUAAAACAUAGUGAAACUAUUUUAUUUUUAAAUUAUUAUUAAUGAAGAAAAAAAAGCGAAAAAACGUCAAAAAUGUUUUUAUCUUCUCUUCUUACAGAAAUUAUUGAACAAAUCAAAUUUUUGGCAUCAAAAGCAGUACUAAAUUAUGUAGGGUGUCAGUUAGCAAAAAUAGUCAUAAUAAAUUUGAAAAAUAUUAACUAUAUAAGCUGAGAUAAGUUAAACAGGUUUAGUUUUAGUAAUGGAUAGUUUUGCAACGUCUAAUCAUGCUGAUUUUCAAUGGCCGUUUCCAAAGCCUAUUGUGGGAAAACCAUGUGAGCCGCCCGGUCCCAACGCGGCGCCUACCGUGCGCCCACCCCCAGUGGCCCCGUACUGUCACUGCGACGCGCACUCCUAUUCGCCCCGCGUCGAGCAAUACAAGCAGUUGUUGGAGAAGGAGCAGAAACUAUGCCAAGACUAUGAGCACUUGAGGAAACAGAUGGUGGAUGUAUCCAAUGACAUUCUGGACCACCCGUGCGAUGACCUGGACAGCAAGAUGAUUACCAUGUACCAAGCCACUUACAAGAAGAGAUCCUUCCCCGUGUCCGAUUACAGAACCAUUAUAGCGGCGUCGCAAUCCAACGCUCCCAUCCCAAUGGAAAGUAACAAACUGGGAAUCCUUAGAUGCUACAAAGACCCCACUCACUUCACCGAGAACCCACCUACUUCCAGACCGACUAUCCAUCCACCAAGACCUGUGAACACUGGCGUAAGUCCGAAGUCUGUACAGUCUUGGUUCGUCGAGUUUCCCGGUAGAACGGAGUAUAUGGACACGUACAGUUCCUCAGCGAAAGCUUGCUGGAGGUCCAUGCAGAGGUACAAGGAACCAAUGCCAUCGACUCGACGCAGGGCUGAUGACACUUGUGUGUGAAUGUUUGCGUCGCUGCUUGUCUGUCACAUUUGAAAUAAAAACUAUGGGAAG